AUGGGUUCGAAGGCACUUCUUUACUUUUGCAUCUCCUUGGCUGUAGUUCUAACAAUUACCUCACUGGUGGCUGCUAGCGGAUUGGCUGAGACUUUCACGUCAGUUAACAAUUCCAAGUCACUUGAGACUCGUCCUACCCAUGGGGAUCCGGGAGGAGGAGGCCACGGAGGGAACUUUGGAGGUUGGGAUCAUAGUGGUGGCUAUGGAGGAAGCGGUGACGGACGCUAUGGGGGAUAUCCUGGUCAGGCUGUGGAUGCUGAGCCUUACAACUAA
Coffea eugenioides is the source of this 273-nucleotide messenger RNA. RefSeq lists its product as uncharacterized. The transcript has 2 exons. The record is from RefSeq and is a predicted model, not a curated record. NCBI's taxonomy places the organism in Eukaryota, Viridiplantae, Streptophyta, Magnoliopsida, Gentianales, Rubiaceae. The coding region runs from base 1 to 273 and encodes 90 amino acids.